Enhydra lutris kenyoni (northern sea otter) is the source of this 2207-nucleotide messenger RNA. RefSeq names its product RAB29, member RAS oncogene family (gene RAB29). Gene Ontology annotation, biological process: vesicle-mediated transport. Gene Ontology annotation, cellular component: vesicle; trans-Golgi network; Golgi apparatus. The transcript has 5 exons. Gene Ontology annotation, molecular function: GTPase activity; GTP binding. The record is from RefSeq and is a predicted model, not a curated record. Bases 39 to 650 code for a protein of 203 amino acids. NCBI's taxonomy places the organism in Eukaryota, Metazoa, Chordata, Mammalia, Carnivora, Mustelidae.
CACCCCGCUGCCUCCUUCACGCGUCCGGCCCGCCAGCCAUGGGCGGCAGAGAUCACCUGUUCAAAGUGCUGGUGGUGGGGGACGCCGCGGUGGGCAAGACGUCGCUCGUGCAGCGGUACUCGCAGGACAGCUUCAGCAAACACUACAAGUCCACGGUGGGAGUGGAUUUUGCUCUGAAGGUUCUCCAGUGGUCUGACUCCGAGAUGGUGCGGCUCCAGCUGUGGGAUAUUGCAGGGCAGGAGCGUUUCACCUCCAUGACUCGACUGUACUAUCGGGAUGCGUCAGCCUGCGUUAUUAUGUUUGACGUUACCAACGCCACGACCUUCAGCAAUAGCCAGAGAUGGAAACAGGACUUGGACAGCAAGCUCACCCUGCCUAACGGAGAGCCAGUGCCCUGCCUGCUCUUGGCCAACAAAUGUGACCUGUCCCCUUGGGCAGUGAGCAGAGACCAGGUUGACCGGUUCAGUAAAGAGAAUGGUUUCACAGGCUGGACAGAAACAUCAGUCAAGGAGAACAAAAAUAUUAAUGAGGCCAUGAGAGUCCUCAUUGAGAAGAUGAUGAGCAAUUCCAGAGAAGAUAUGUCUUUAUCCACCCAAGGGGACUAUAUCAAUCUACAGACCAAGCCCGCCUCCAGCUGGGCCUGCUGCUAAUAGCGUCUGGCUUGUUUUCCUUCCUACGUUUCCAUCUCUUCCCUUCAGAUGCGCACCCAGCAAUCUUGUUAAGCACAUUUGAACCGUCUCCUGCAAGCUGUCCAGAAGGAGGACCAUCGUCACUAAGGAAAGACCUGGGACUCGUGUGUGUUUCUGCAUGUGUCCGCCAGCUCCUGUUUGCUGCUGGCUCCCGGGGCUCAGUACCUUCCAUGUAAAGAUCACCUCAUCCCUCAAUUUGUGAUCUAGGGUUUUGUGGGGAGCACUAGAGAUCAGCACCUGUGGUUUAAGGAUCCUAAUUCCACCUGUUUUUGCAUUUCUUUUUCCAUUUGAUGUAUGUGGGUAUCUCAGUCUUAUCUGACUUCAGAUUUCGAGGAAAAUGAGAACAAAGGGCAUUUUCCAAAUUCAGUGUAGUUAUUGCUUUCAGAUUCUUUCUGUCUUGGACUUUGAGUUGAAACCUCUUGAUUCCGAGACAGGCAAGGAGUGGGGCUGGAUAUCCGUGGGUCCUGGGUCACAGGAGGUAACCCAAAAGUCACACCAUUGUUGAAGCGUCUAAAGUCAUAAUUGCCUUUCUCUUGUCUUGGCUUCAAGAAUAGUCAAGCUUUUAAACUGUCUGUGGUGUGUGAUGAGAGCCUUUCUUUCCCCCAAAGAAACAAUUGUCCCAUUAGGGUUUUCUAGUAUCUCCCUACCCGUGGGGUGGGAGCAGGGUUCACAAGGUUUCAGGGUUGAUGUCUUGAUGCCUAAGUCUGCAGGUGACAUUGUUGGGCAGUGCUGCCCUGAAAUAGAUCUGUUCUUUACAGCCCUGGGAUUCUGAAUGGAAGAGGGAGAGGUUAACAGGACAAAAUCCUGCAGGGCCACUUCCUUCUGAGCACGUUGGUGCCUACCAUUUACCAGCCAUAGGAAACGCAUUUUAUGUGCAGACCUUUGCCUGAGUGGGGAGAGUAGACAGACAGAAAAUCAUUGAGCUAUUUAAGUGCUAAAUCGGGUAGGGUUUUUAGUAUCAAAUCACUUCUAGACAGCUUCAUUUGUUGAAUUCUCACAGAAUGGUGAUUUAUAACCCACCCAAAGUUAUGAAUAUUCUUCGUGAACUCAGAGUCCUAGAGUUCUUUGAAAGACACUUAUUUUAAAUACAUUGUCCUAAAUAAGUGGUUCCGGAAUCAGACUUAUCAGAACCACCUGGGAAGUUUGUUCAAAUUUUUAAAAAAUCAGAUGUGUACAUUUUAAGAUUUCUGGGUCCAAAACUCAAGCCUACUGAAUCAAAAUUUCCAGGGGCGUGGUGUGGGAAUAUAACUGGUUGUUUUUCAAACCUACCCGGGUCAUUUGACCAGCCUGAUUUGGAAGACAUUGCUGGAGAAUUUAGGAAAGAUGCAGAGACCCAGGCAUUCCUUGUGUUAAUGAUCCUGGGUUUCCCUCUGCUCUCUUUGCUCUCCAGGUGAUUCUGAUACACCCCAGACUUUGGAAACUACUCUCCUAAGCAAAUGAUCAGAAGCCAAAUAUGAGAAGGAAAACAGGAGCCAGGCCUUCAGUGGUUGGUUGGUUGGUCUGUUUUUAAUGACAGUU